This is a messenger RNA of Sabethes cyaneus, 813 nucleotides long. RefSeq lists its product as uncharacterized. Bases 146 to 739 code for a protein of 197 amino acids. The transcript is spliced from 2 exons. NCBI's taxonomy places the organism in Eukaryota, Metazoa, Arthropoda, Insecta, Diptera, Culicidae. The record is from RefSeq and is a predicted model, not a curated record.
UGCUAAGCUCAGCUCAGUGCUGGAAUGCCUUGCUAGGUGCGAAGUUUCGAAGAACAGCUUAAAUGGGGCUUACUGUUUAAAUUAUUUAAGUAAAGUAAUUUACCUAUUUCAAAUCAGAGAGUAAUUUGCAGAUUAACCUAUCAAAAUGGAUAAUUUCGUUCCAGUUCCAACGAAAGCAUCGUUGUUGAAAAAAUGCAGCGAAGAAAAUGAAUUUAAAUUGGUUGUUUUUGAACCCGUUAAGGCAAAAAAGAAUAAACUUGAAAAACCAAAAUCUUUUCCGCUGCCAUCUGAAGUUCAAGACAAAGAAAGUGGUACAGAAAGUGAACCAGAUAUUGCCGACAUUUUCUCCGAUGCAUACAGACGAAAGCGCAAACCCCGGGAAGACCCUCGCACGUUCGACAUUAGUCGAGCUCGCAAGGAGGUCAUCAAUUUCGGCAUAUCCGGUUUAGAUAAGGAAACCAAGCACGAAGCCAGAGUAGCGCUGGCAAUCAAACUCGGAGCGAAACCUCCGAAAAACGUGUACCGAAACUACAAGGAGAUUCUCGCAGAUCGCAAACGCGAAAAAGAGGACAGCGAACGCGCUAGUCGCCGCCGGAAAGGACAAAGUUUUGGAGCGGCCAAAUCAUUUCAGCAGCAUCAACUGCGGGCCCGCCAGAAGGCAGCGCAUCCCGGGUCGGUUACUAGGCACUACGGUGUUGUGGAUCCGAAAAUACGCGAUAAGAAGAGGAGGAAAAAGUAACCACUGCAGAUUUGAAGGAUCGUUUUGUUAAACCCAAUGAGAUGUUUAUAUCAAUAAAACAAAAAACCAAUUGA